This is a messenger RNA of Gopherus flavomarginatus (Mexican gopher tortoise), 6718 nucleotides long. RefSeq names its product zinc finger protein OZF-like. Gene Ontology annotation, cellular component: nucleus. Gene Ontology annotation, biological process: negative regulation of transcription by RNA polymerase II. The transcript has 5 exons. Lineage: Eukaryota; Metazoa; Chordata; Testudines; Testudinidae. Gene Ontology annotation, molecular function: RNA polymerase II cis-regulatory region sequence-specific DNA binding; DNA-binding transcription repressor activity, RNA polymerase II-specific. The coding region runs from base 88 to 1662 and encodes 524 amino acids. The record is from RefSeq and is a predicted model, not a curated record.
CCUCCCUUCAAAAGAACAUAAAAAUGGCCAUACUGAGUCAGACCAAAGGUCCAUCCAACCCCACAUCCUAUCUGCCAACAGUGGCCAAUGCCAGGUGCCCCAGAGGGAGUGAACCUAACAGGCUGCAGGAUGUCGUCCAUGUUUCGCUCCAGCUCAUCCCAUCCUCCCAUGGGACAGGGAAGGGAAACGACUACGGAGGAGCCAGUUCAGGGGCCGGUGACCUUCGAGGAGGUGGCUGUGUAUUCCCCCAGAGAAGAAGGGGCUCUGCUGCACCCCACUCAGAGAGCCCUCUACAGGCAUUUCAUGCAGGAGAACUAUGAGACGGUGAUCUCGCUGGUAGGGUUUCCAGUUUCCAAACCUGACGUGAUCUCACAGCUGGAACGAGGGGAAGAACCGUGGGUCCCAGACCUCCAAGGCUCUGAGAAAGAAGUCCUUCCAAGAGCUGCCUGCACAGGUAGUGAUCUAUGCCUGGAUUCUCUCUGUCUCCCAUCAGGUGAUGAGAUGGUGAGUCAGAAUGAGGAGGAGAAACCCCAUCAGGAAGAUGCUGAGCAAGGAGAACCACAUGGAACUUUAUCAGGAAGAUCCAAAGGGAUUGUUUCCGGGAGUUGUGCACUCCCAGAGAAGACAAAAGCCUGUGAGACUCUGCACAGGCCAGAGGGAAACUUUAGUAGCCUCUCAGACCUUGUAACAAGCAAGAGAAUCAACUUGGAAGAGACACGCUACACAUGCCAUGAGUGUGGGAAAAGCUUCAAUCAGAGCUCUACCCUUAUCAGACAUCAGACAAUCCACACAGGUGAGAAACCUUAUGCAUGUGCUGAGUGUGGGAAAUGCUUCAGUCGGAGCUCAAACCUUAUCACACAUCAGAGAAUCCACACAGGAGAGACACCCUACACUUGCUCAGCGUGCGGGAAAAUCUUUAGUCAGCGCUCAAACCUUAUCACACAUCAGAGAAUCCACACAGGAGAGACGCCUUAUAUGUGCACUGAGUGCGGGAAAAGCUUCAAUCAGCGCUCACACCUUAUCACACAUCAGAGAAUCCACACAGGAGAGACGCCUUAUAGGUGCACUGAGUGUGGGAAAAGCUUCAUUCACCGAUCUGCCUUUAUCACACAUCACAGAAUCCACACAGGAGAGAAGCCUUACACAUGCUCUGAGUGUGGGAAAAACUUCACUCAGUGCUCUGCCCUUAUCACACAUAGGAGAAUCCACACAGGAGAGACGCCUUAUACGUGCGCUGAGUGUGGGAAAAGCUUUAGUCGGAGCUCGCACCUUAUCACACAUCAGACAAUCCACACAGGAGAGACGCCCUACACAUGCACUGACUGCGGGAAAAUCUUUAGUCAGCGCACAAACCUUAUCACACAUCAGAGAAUCCACACAGGAGAGAAGCCCUACACAUGCUCAGAGUGCGGGAAAAUCUUUAGUCAGAGCUCUGCCCUUAUGAGACAUCAGAGAAUCCACACAGGAGAGAAGCCCUACACAUGCUCUGAGUGUGGGAAAAGCUUCAAUCAGACCUCAAACCUUAUGAAACAUCAGAGAAUCCACACAGGAGAGACGCCCUACACAUGCUCUGAGUGCGGGAAAAGGUUCAGUCAUUGCUCAAGGCUCACUAGACAUCAGAAAAUCCACAUGAGAGAGAAUUGUAAUAAAUCCCUUGACUAGGGUUGGCCACAAUUUAAAAAAAAUCACAUUUGCUAAUUCCCACAUAAUGAUUUUGCAUCAUCUUCAUCGUGGUCUCUCAGCUCCACCAAAUCAGUUGCCUUCUUCUGCCUUUUGCAGCUCACCCUUCUUUGGGGUCAGUCCUAUGAUCUUUUCUAUCAACUCCUUUCCUUUUGAGUCAUAGGAGUGUGUGUCCCUCCAGCCAGGAAUGUUCAUCAGUUCCAGAUUAGGGAGAGAGGUUUGAUCUCAGCAAGGUACACUGAGGCAAAAACUACCUGUGCCUUCCAUCCACCAGGACUGUACAUGGCGUUGGCUGCUCAAGUUAGUGAUCUUGGUGUAAAAAGUUGUAGUACAGAUGCAGCCCAGGUGCAGUGGUUGGCAUUAGGUUUCCCCUUGACCUGACCUAAACUCCAUCACUGUUCCUAGUCUAAAUUAACCCUGAGCAUCACGGGUUCCCCCAUUUCAAAGCAAUGUUCCCCCAUUUCAAAGCAAUUCUUAGUCAUCGAGUUCUCCCUUGGGGAACAAAUUGUUUCAUUCCCAGUUGCUCUGAUGUUGCUUCACAUUGUACUGGAGAGCAGAUAUUUUUAUUAUCAUUUUCCGCACUUAAAAUAUAUUGAACUAUAACAAAGAGCAGGAACAGGGCAGGGAUAGGGAAAAAUGUCAUUUCACCCAUUGUAACAACAGACGUAGUUAGGGUAAGUCAGAGGGAUUCCUUUAUUUCCCAUCACUAUCCUUCUAUCCGUGCUAGAAUCUAAGAAUCCUUUUCCUUUCCCCAGUUGUGGGAUGGGAGACUUCCAAAAGUGCUCCCUGUACUAGAGCACAUGGUUAAGCUCAGAGCAUAAACCCCAAAUAUCCCCUGAGCUUUGCUUUUUGAAUUCUGUAUUUCUGAUUACUUCAAGCCUGGGCACUGUGAUUAUUUACCAGUUUCUCUAGCACUGUUCCUACCACUGUUUCUGUAACAUAUUUUGUUUUUUAUGGGACAGGGUUGUUAUUCCUUUGCCUAACCCCAACCUGGAAGGCCAGGGUGUCUGUUUUCUCUGGCCCCUCCCCACAGACAAAUCUGACAGGGUUGAACCUGCCUGGAGCAAACAAAAAGCCCCACCAGUCACACACACAAAGCAGAUAGACACACACAAGAAGCAGAAGAAACUGAAUUAUUUGAGCUAUCAACAUUUCCACUUUCCCACAGCAUGUUAGUUCUGAAAAUUGUUUUAAUUUGUUUAUUUUCUUGGAACCAGAACUGGGCAAAGAGAACACUGGAGUCAGUGGAAUUACAGCAGGAAAGGAUAAGUCUCAUGAUUCGUCACUAACCAAAGGCUUUGUAAACAGAGCGAUAAUUAUCAGAGGGGUAGUCAUGUUAGUCUGGAUCUGUAAAAGCAGCAAAGAAUCCUGUGGCACCUUAUAGACUAACAGACGUUUUGGAGCAUGAGCUUUCGUGGGUGAAUACCCACUUCGUCAGAUGCAUCUGAUGAAGUGGUUAUUCACCCACGAAAGCUCAUGCUCCAAAACGUCUGUUAGUCUAUAAAGAGCGAUAAUGUUACUGAAUGGUCUGGCUAACCCUGCAGUUAGAAACAGUCAGCUCUAUGGGUGGUAAAUUGACAGAGGCUUUGCUGCUGAUCAUGAAAUAGCAGCUGUUGAAAGGUAAUGUGCUUCUAUUUCAAUGCCUCUGGAAGUACAGAAAACAAUGAUCUCUGUUAAAGGCAAGUUGCCAUUUCUCAGAGCCCCAAUUUCUAUUGUGUGUUUACAGGAAGGUUUGAAUGUGUAGCAGGUAGUUUGGUAAAGCUUAGCUAUUUUGUGUGUGUAACAGGCUCCUGCCCACCUCCACCAGAGGUUUCAGUCACAUACCAUGGCAACUUACCGAAUGUCACAGAAAUUAGUCCAUUCCUUCCCAUAUUCAGUCUCUGACUGGAAUGUUAGAAUGAGGCAGAGAACUGGGAAAGUAUCGCAGUAGGAAUACAUUAAAAAGUGGGAUUAAUCAGAGCUGGGGUGCAGACAGAGCCUGUUCUAGAGCUGGUGAAGUGACAGGGACACACUCCCACUAGUGCAGGCUCUGAAAUAAUAGCAGAAGCAGAUCAAAGAGAAUGAGCUCCUGUGGGAGCUAUGGGCAACUGUCCUAUCAGGGCAUCACUCACCUGGCAGGUGUUACACAAAACACGGCACUUCCCCUCUGGAAGAGAAACACCUCUCCCCGCUGCCACCACUUCAUUAUACUGUCCAUGAGGCUGUUUGUCCUGCAGGACUUUGAUCUCUUUGGGUGGUCCAUGGUGAUUCAUAAAAGAGCCAUUAGGGGAGCAGGAGUCAUCCCAAUGGAAAUCUCUUCACUUCUUUCUCAGUGUUACCUUCUUAGCCCUGGCUUUGGAGAUGACCUUCACCUUAUCCUGUCUUGAUUUUAGGUAGGAUUUUGAUCACCUUCUGGGGCGUGGCAGUUUAGAACAUUUGAGGGCUUUUCUCUACCUUUUUGUUCCCCACUGCAGUCAGUACAUGCUAGACAUGGGCAUGGUGACUUUCCUGAGGAUCUUGACAGCUUUAGCCAGCUUCUCGGUGGCUAUUUUCCUGCUCACAGCCACUGUCUUCUUCUCAUGACUUGUCCUGGGGGCCCAGCUGCUGGUUGAAUGGGAAGGAGCCAAAGUGCUGGUGACUUUGUCCUGCACCAAGUUGCCUUUGCUCAUCAGACUCCUGAACCCCAACUGGACGUGGCUCUUGUUCUUCUGCACAGCACAGCCCUGGAGAAGAGGGAUCUGCAAAUGUACAUUCCUAUGAUCGCUUUGUUUAAAGGAUGAAAACAUAAACUAGACACUUAGAGGAUUGGAACUGAUUUCAGCUGAUGGACAGAUUUGCUAGGUUUUUGUGCAUUUGGAUAGCGAAAUGUUCAGUGUUUACAUUCAUUUCAAGCAUCCCCAUAUGGUGGCACUCCUGAACAUAGUGGAGAAUUGAAAUCAAUAUGUUUUCCCUUUUUUCAAAAAUAAAAAUAAAAAAAUAAGAGGCUUAUUAGAGGGCACUUGGAUUUAAUCAAGGACCACUUGAUCUGCAGUCAAACACUCUACCACUGAGCUAUACUCCCGUGGGAGCAGAUACUUUCCCCAUUGUAGCUGUGGCACAUCAGUGAUUCCAAUAGCAGGGGCAGGUUCUCUCUGGGGCACAGAGAUUUUUCGGGGUGUUGGUGGCUCCUUUCUUUCCUCACCCUGGAGUAAACUCAGCUUUUUAUUCCAUGGUACAUGUUUUAUGGACUAACAGCAGCAGCUUGAAGAAAGAGGAGAGUGAAUAUCUCACUGUCAGGGCUGAAGGUGGCCAUGUCCCCUCUGUCUGACCGUUGCCAUUGCAGGAGAGAAGGUUUCAAUGGAAUUGAAUGCCCUGGCUCAGACUAGAGACACAGAAAGGUUUUGCUGUUCAUUGAACAGCAAAGGAAAUUGUGUCUGUAUGUGAAACUGAGGAGGGACAUGAAAUGCCCACAGGAUGGCGCAAUGCCUUAAGCUAAGGCAGGAGAGUGAAGGAAUGGGGCUGAGGAAUUACUGAAGUGGACUCACCUGGGAUUGAAAUGACAUUUGUUUGUGUCGGUUAGUGAGAAAUGUGACAUGAAUUCAGAUGCAGGGUUGAGGCUUCUUUAGCUCCUUGUAGAACUUGAACUUGAUUUCCCAGAAGGGAGAAAGGGAAAGUCUGGGGCUGCCGUUAGUCCCUGCCUGGAGCAGUGUAUAAAAAAGGCUCCAGAGAGGCAGCUGACAAUUACAGGCCACUAAGGCUAACUUCAGUACCAGGCACAUUGGAUGAAAUUGUAGAGCCCAAUUAUUAGACACAUAGCUAAAGAGUCUUUGUUGGAUGUAGCGGGGUGGUUACUCUCUCCUGCCCUACGGGGGUUGAAACAGCCCAGGAGAGGGCUGUGGCUGGGGCAAGAAGCCUGGACUGACUGAGGAAAGUAGGCUCAGCUGUGGCCAUGCCCCAAUCAGGUCCAACUGGCCCCUAUAAGAGGCUGUGAGCCAGAAGCCCAGUCAGUCUCCUUCUGCUUGUAGUGAAAGAAGUGUCUAGCUGCAGGGACCUAAGCAAGACAUCUAGCUUGGGAGCAGGGCUGGGGAAGGGCCAGAGGAGCUGGGAGCUCUGGCCUGGAAAGCCCCAGGCUGCAGGCCUGACUAUAGGCUGAAUAGAUGCAGGGUUGCAAUGGGGCAGCCUAUGGGGAAGCAGAGGUGGCAGGUCCAAACGCCUUUGCCUGUGAUGAGUGGCUCAUACUGCAGUCUGCCCCAGUGAAUGGGGGCUAGAUGAAGACUGGGCAGUAGCCAAGACUGAGGUGAAGUACGGAUAGUGGGUGGGGGUUCCUGUGAGAGGGGGAGACCCAGAACUGUGGGAGUACUGCCAGGGUAAAAGGGGCACCGGGAUCCUGGGAGGGACAGGGGGCCAGUUGUGGUAAGGGAGAUCACCGGCCUGCAGAGAGUACUUGGAUGGCUGGAGAGCUAAUUCCCAAGGUAACCAGCAGGAGGCGCCACCAGGUGAGUCUGCCACCUCUUACACUGGGGAAGAAUGAACAUGGUUUUUGUAAAGGAAAAUCAUGCCUCACGAAUCUACUAUAAUUCUUUGGGAGAGUUAACAAGCAUGUGGCUAAAGGUGAGCCCGUGGAUAUAGUUGUCAUAAACGGAUAAGUAAGAGUUAAUAAAACAGAAGUACUUCAUAUCUCUUAACAAGAUCUGUGAGCCUGGCUGUCACCUUACCAGAGGACCAAUCGGGACAGGAUACUUUCAAAUCUUGAGGGAGGGAAGUUUUUGUGUGUGCUGUUAGAAUUUGGUUGUUCACUCUGGGGGCUCAGAGGAACCAGACAUACAACCAGGUUUCUCUCCAAUCUCUCUGAUACAGGCUCUUAUAAGUUCGGAAUAGUUAGUACUAGAUAGAUAAAGUGAGUUAGGCUUAUGUUUGUUUUCUUUAUUUGCAAAUGUGUAUUUGGCUGGGAGGAGUUCAAAUGUGUAUUUGGCUGUAAGGAUUUUAAUUUGUACUUGUAUACUUAGACUGGGAGGGUAUUCCCCGUGUCUAUAGCUGAAAGACCCUGUACCUGUUCCAUUUUAAAUUUACAAAAACAAUU